Molecule: messenger RNA, 1486 nt
Organism: Nelumbo nucifera (sacred lotus)
Lineage: Eukaryota; Viridiplantae; Streptophyta; Magnoliopsida; Proteales; Nelumbonaceae
Source: RefSeq, a predicted model, not a curated record
AAGUUGAGCGGGAGGUCCACUUGGCGGGAAUGGUGGACCCACGUCUCGCUCAUCCGUUCGGUUGGGGUUCCGUUGAAGGGGGGAGAGAGAGAGAGAUGUUGAUUAAUGAUUAUAAUGAGGAAGAGAAGAUUUGAGAGAGAAAGAGAGAAGAGAGGGAAUCCGAUAGAUAUAGAAAUCGUCGGCGAGUGAAAAUCCUCAAAACCAAAGAAAAUAAUAAGGUUCUUUAAAUGACGGCACAUGGGCGGCACGCCGGGGCCGUCUUUUUUGGGUUAUAAAUUCUUGAGAGACGGUCUCGGCUUCUCGUCACUCUCCACUUGUCUGCAUCCUCACUCACGUGCUUUCUUUCUCUGCUCUGCUUCUCUGCUUCUCUGCUUUCUUUUUGUUUCUCCACAAAUCUUAUCUUGUUUCCUUGAUUUGGCUUUUCUGGGACCGGCGGUUAGUUGGAGAUAUCAAUUAAGUUUUCUGGGGUUAGUUUUGUUUGUUGGUUGAGAAAGAAAGUAACACAGAGAACAAUAAAGAGACAUGGAUGGUAGGAAGCAAGUAACUUCUUCUUCUUCUUCGUUUCCUUCAGACCUUUUCGGUGCCAAGAACUCCUCUUCCUCUUCAUCGUCGGGAAUCUUUGGGUCUGUUUUUUCAGCGUCAUCCACGGUGGUGGGCAAGGAGUCUUCAAACUCUGAAUUGAUUGGUUCGUCGAGGAAACAGGAAUCUGCAAGUCAGUUCUGGAACACCAAACAGGGAGUCCCAGGAAAAUAUGCCGACAACAGGGAAGGCCACGGCCAUGGCAUUCUGAACAAGGACAGGAAUUCUAUUUACCAGGGUGAGACAGUAGAACCAUGUUGUCUCAGCUCGUCUCUUUAUUAUGGUGGCCAGGAAGUUUAUACCCAAUCUUCAAGCAGCCGGGUCUCCGAAUCAAAACCUAUUUUCAAGAAAGAUGGGGAGGAUGAUCCAAAUGGAAACAAUUUAAACAGUGCUUCAAGAGGGAAUUGGUGGCAAGGAUCACUCUAUUACUAAAGCCUCGUCUUCCAGAGAAUGUUUUUUUCUGCAUCUACAUACUAAGGAACUAAAAAAUGGUUUGGCAGUGGUUUGAGAUCUGCCCUUUGUAUAUGGAAGAAAUAUGGUAUACAUAUAUAGUUAGUCUGGUGUGGACAGAAUUUCCAAUGGGUUUGUUUUUUGCUUUUCCCAGUCGGAUAGUAUAGCAGAAAACCUUUGUCUAGUUUGAUUUUGUUUUUAUACUAGUAGCUUACUUGGGAGAGAUGGUUAGGUCAGGGAUGCUAUGUAACGUCUAUCUCCCAGUGUUUUCUGACUACACAUCUGGAAGUGGAAGUUGGCUAGCCUAAUCUUCCUUCUGUAUAUGAUAGCUGGUCUAUGUUACUUGGCUUUUCAAUUCCAACAAGAUGUGUAGCUAUGAAAAGUAUAUAUGUUGUGGGCCUGUUUUCCUUUACAGCUUGUGUGAAAAAAAAAUUAAAAAGAUAUUCUGAUAGAUACA